GGCCGGUGAAGAUUUGAACAUCACCAACCAUGGCAUUAAAAACAGCUUUGUCUCGUCUGCUGGUGAACUCACAGAGAUGUCCUCUGAUGUGUGUGUCGAGGGCCCAGGGCACUUUAGCACCUGCUGCAUAUGACAAAGAGGAGCGAAUCAAAAAAACAUCAAAACAACCUAAGGUAACCUUUGACUGGCGUGACGCGUUGGAUCUGGAAGGGCAGCUCACAGAGGAGGAGAUCAUGAUCAGAGACAGUUUCCGCACAUACUGUGAGGACAAGCUCAUGCCACGCAUCAUCAUGGCCAACAGGAAUGAACAUUUCCAUCGGGAGAUUUUAAAUGAGAUGGGAGAGCUUGGUGUCCUUGGGCCUACAAUUCAAGGAUAUGGCUGUGCAGGCACUAGUUAUGUGGCGUACGGUCUGAUCGCUAGGGAGGUGGAGAGGGUCGACAGCGGAUACAGAUCGGUUAUGAGUGUCCAGUCCUCACUGGUCAUGCACCCCAUCAAUGCCUAUGGCACAGAAGAGCAGAAGCAGAAAUAUCUGCCUAAACUGGCUCGUGGAGAGAUUCUGGGCUGUUUUGGUCUAACAGAACCAAACCACGGAAGUGACCCCGCUGGAAUGGAGACUAAAGCCAAAUACAACCCCUCCAGCAGAACUUACAGCAUCAGUGGGACAAAAACAUGGAUCACCAACUCUCCGUAUGCUGAUAUCUGUGUGGUGUGGGCAAAAUGUGAGGAUGGCAAAGUGAGAGGGUUUGUCCUGGAGAGAGGGAUGAAGGGGUUGAGCACCCCGAAAAUAGAGGGCAAAUUCUCCCUCAGAGCUUCAGCCACCGGGAUGAUUGUGAUGGAUGAGGUGGAGGUGCCAGAGGAAAACCUGCUGCCCCACGUGUCUGGCCUAGCUGGGCCCUUUGGCUGCCUGAAUAAUGCCCGCUUUGGCAUUGCGUGGGGCGCUCUGGGUGCUGCUGAAUUUUGUUUCCAUGCUGCUCGUCAGUACACCAUGGACAGAAUCCAGUUUGGCGUCCCUCUCGCCAGAAACCAACUCAUCCAGAAGAAGAUGGCAGACAUGCUGACAGAAAUUACAAUCGGCCUGCAGUCCUGUUUACAACUGGGCAGACUCAUUGACCAAAAAAAACACACACCAGAGAUGAUCUCCCUGCUGAAGCGAAACUCAUGUGGUAAAGCCCUGGACAUCGCCAGACAGGCCAGAGACAUGCUGGGAGGAAACGGCAUAGCAGACGAAUACCACAUCAUACGGCACGUCAUGAACCUAGAGGCCGUCAACACAUACGAAGGCACUCAUGACAUUCAUGCGUUGAUUUUGGGCAGAGCCAUCACUGGACUCCAGUCUUUUACUGUUGGAAAAUAAACCCAUAGUUCUUUCUGAACGUAAUCAUAAAGCACUUUUGCGUCUGUCUCUGAAACGAGGGAAACUUUAUCAACACCAUUCUUCCAUCUCUGUAUAACCUCAAAUGAUUUGAUUCGAGUGUGGGUCCAAACUGAAAUCUGCUUCUUCUGUGUCUGCUAUCUGAGGGUACUGAUCUGACAUCUAUUAAUAUGUCAUGUUACAAAGACGCUUGCAUUAAGAAGGGGUUCAUGAUCUUGAUGUGUAUUAAUUUUUGAAAGCAUUCAUCCAUGGGAUUUAUGGAUAACAAUGUCAUGAGAAUGAUGAAAGAUAAUCUAUAUCAGUUUUAAAGCUCCGCUUUUCUUGAUGUCAGACAUCCUGCUUGCACUUUAGAGAUAACUCUGACCCACUGAUCACUGUCAAUACAAGUAUUAAAAAUGAUGAAUUUGAUAAAAUAAUUCAACAUUGUUAUAUUUAUUGAGUGCUGGAAGCCACAGUGACUAUUCUUUCAUUGUCAAUAAAGUCCAAUUUGUUUUA
Molecule: messenger RNA, 1868 nt
Organism: Danio rerio (zebrafish)
Lineage: Eukaryota; Metazoa; Chordata; Actinopteri; Cypriniformes; Danionidae
Gene: gcdha
Product: glutaryl-CoA dehydrogenase a
Biological process (GO): L-lysine catabolic process
Cellular component (GO): mitochondrial matrix
Molecular function (GO): acyl-CoA dehydrogenase activity; glutaryl-CoA dehydrogenase activity; flavin adenine dinucleotide binding
Source: RefSeq, marked provisional